GCAGAGCGGUGGCGACUACAGACUUACAGACUGUGCAAAUUUUCAAAUUGCGUUUUUGUAUUUACGCGAAUGUUUCUCAGUUCAGUUCAGUUCCGGUUUUUAUUUAUUCGUUUUAAACAGCAAAGUACAUAAAACGCCUUUACACCAUUAAAGUACUGUAAAAUAUUGGCAGAAAACUAAAAAUGAAAAUAGAAAUGUCAACCGAUGGAUCGAAACAACAAAAGGAAACUAUGGAGGAUUCAGCAUCUGAUGACUUUUCGCUUGUUAGUGACUCAGAACACAAAGAAUUAAAUGAAACUGCGGAACAUGAAAUGGUAAUUCAAGAACUUAAAAAGGAAAUAUUCAGCAAAGAUAUAAAAAUCAGCAGUUUGGAAAUACAGUUGGCUGAUGCUGAAAAAAGUUUGAAACAGAAAGAAACUAUCAUAAAUGAGAAGGACGAUUUGAUAAAGAUUGAAUUAAUAAGCCAAAUUAAAUACUUGCAGCUUGAAAAUACCAGCUUGAAGAAUACUCUUGACUUAACAAAAAAUCUAUAUAUUGAUAAAGAGAAGGAUACUCAAAAUGUCUUUUCUAAUAACCAACUUCAGGACUUGCAAGAAUUUAAUGAACUGAAGAAUAAAAUGGUUGAUCAGGAGUCAACAAUUCAAGAGAUGAAUAAUAAGAUUGUAGAAUUGAUUGAUGAUAAGUUGGUAAAUUUAAAAGAUGAAUUAAAAACAACAAUGCAAUUUAUGAACAAUAAGAUCUUAAAAUUAGAAGAUAAAUCAAAAACAAACAACGAGAUGAUGAAUACACAAAAUAAUAACGUAACCAUAUUACUAAACCAUUCAAAGAUACCCCAUAUUAAAUUCUUAAAAAGGGAUGGGAUUUCUCCGUUUACGGCCGUAUUUGAAGAUAUUCCCUUUGUGGGUUCCGGUUGGAUGGUCAUUCAACGUCGAUUCGAUGGUAAAGUAAAUUUCACCGUAACAAACGAAAACAGUUAUGUAGAUGGAUUUGGGGAUUUAAAUGGAGAUUUCUGGAUUGGUGUCAAGGCAAUUCAUCAGUUAACCUCGAGUCACAGGCAUGAGUUAUUUGUUCAACUUGUAGACUUUGAUGAUGUAACAGCAUACGCCAGAUAUGAUAACUUUUGUGUUGGAAACAAAGAAUCCAGAUAUGAAUUAAAGUCAUUAGGUAAUUAUUCGGGAAACGCUGGCGAUGCUUUGCGUGCUCAUGAGAAAAAUUUAUUUAUAAAAUGGGAGUGUCCUGAACAUUCAUCCUUUUUUUGGUGGAAAGCCGAUAGAAUUCAGUGUGUCUUAAAUGGUCCCUUCAGUACAACUAAACAAGUUUUAUACGACGACGCAAAACGUGGAAUUUGGUGGGGUAGUUGGUAUCUGGGAAAUAAACGAUUUACCCUUAAAUCCUGUAAGAUGUUAAUAAGGCCCAAAUUAUGGAACGAAUAAUUUACGAAAUAACUAAACUAUUAAUAUUAAGUUUUGAUGCACUUGAAAAAAAAGCGGAGAAACAACGAAGAAGUGCUAUCUUCUUCGAUUCCAUUAAUAUAAGGUUCAAGGUGUUGCACAUUGAAAUUUCGGCAUCAGUACAUAGAAUCGCAGACAUGUCUUCAUACAAUUUUGUACUUUAUAUUAGCGUACCUUUAAAAUGCAACAUUGAAAACUUUGAACAUUUUUUGUGCUUGCUAUUCUGUGAGUUUGAUUUAUGUCUAUUUAACAUUUAAAUCCGAAUUGAAAGUAAUAAGAAAUUGUAUACGAAUAUACGAUUAUUUUUAUUGGUGCACUAAGUA
This is a messenger RNA of Drosophila subpulchrella, 1774 nucleotides long. Its product is annotated as fibroleukin-like. Bases 183 to 1433 code for a protein of 416 amino acids. NCBI's taxonomy places the organism in Eukaryota, Metazoa, Arthropoda, Insecta, Diptera, Drosophilidae. The record is from RefSeq and is a predicted model, not a curated record. The transcript has 4 exons.